Microtus ochrogaster (prairie vole) is the source of this 4554-nucleotide messenger RNA. RefSeq names its product nucleotide binding oligomerization domain containing 2 (gene Nod2). The record is from RefSeq and is a predicted model, not a curated record. Gene Ontology annotation, molecular function: protein binding. Gene Ontology annotation, biological process: regulation of apoptotic process. Bases 53 to 3091 code for a protein of 1012 amino acids. The transcript is spliced from 13 exons. Lineage: Eukaryota; Metazoa; Chordata; Mammalia; Rodentia; Cricetidae.
UCCUGGAGCCUCCCCAGUGGAGGAACCCCGCGCUGCAGCUGGCGGCUGUGACAUGUGCUCACAGGAAGACUUCCAGGCACGGAGGAGCCAGCUGGUGGCACUGUUGGUCUCGGGGUCCUUGGAGGGCUUUGAGAGCAUCUUGGACUGGUUGCUGUCCUGGGAUGUGCUGUCCUGGGAGGACUAUGAGGGCCUCCGUCUCCCUGGCCAACCUCUCUCCCAUUCUGCCAGGCACCUACUGGACACAGUCUGGAACAAGGGUGAUUGGGGCUGUCAGAAGCUUCUUGAAGCUAUCCAGGAGGCCCAGGCCAACAGUCACACCCUUGAACUGCAUGACAGCUGGGACACUCACUCCCUUCAUCCCACCAGAGACCUGCAGAGUCACCGGCCAGCCAUUGUCAGGGAACUCUACAACCACGUAGAAGCCGUGCUGGAGCUGGCAAAGGAGAGGGGAUUCCUGAGUCAGUACGAAUGUGACGAGAUCAGGCUGCCAAUCUUCACAUCAUCGCAGAGGGCAAGAAGGCUGCUUGAUCUUGCCACAGUGAAGGCAAAUGGACUGGCUGCCUUCCUUCUGCAGCACAUCAAGAAAUUACCUUCGCUGCCCCUGACUUCCGAAGCUGCUGAGCGCCAGAGGUUCAUCUCGAAGCUGAGGACCAUGGUGUCAGCUCAGUCUCGCUUCCUCAGUACUUACGACGGGUCAGAGAAUCUUUGUCUGGAGGAUAUAUACACGGAGAACAUCUUGGAGCUGCGGACAGAGGUGGGCACGGCUGGGGCCCUGCAGAAGAGUCCUGCCAUCCUGAGCCUGGAGGAACUCUUUGGUACCCAUGACCAUCUGAACAAGGAUGCAGACACCGUACUGGUGGUGGGUGAAGCAGGCAGCGGCAAGAGCACUCUCUUGCAGCGGCUGCACUUGUUGUGGGCCACGGGGCAGAACUUCCAGCAGUUUCUCUUCGUUUUCCCGUUCAGCUGCCGGCAGCUGCAAUGCAUGGCCAAACCGCUGUCUCUAAGGACGCUGCUCUUUGAGCACUGCUGUUGGCCCGAUGUUGCCCAGCAGGAUGUCUUCCAGUUCCUCCUUGACCAUCCUGACCGUGUCCUGUUAACCUUCGACGGCUUGGAUGAGUUCAAGUUCCGGUUUACUGACCGGGAGCGUCACUGCUCCCCAACUGACCCCACCUCAGUCCAGACCCUGCUCUUCAACCUCCUUCAGGGGAACCUGUUGAAGAACGCCUGCAAGGUGCUGACCAGUCGUCCAGACGCCGUGUCAGCUCUCCUCAGGAAGUUCGUCCGGACCGAAUGCCACCUCAAGGGCUUCUCCGAAGAAGGCAUCGAACUAUACCUGAGGAAGCACCACCGGGAACCCGGAGUGGCAGACCGCCUCAUCCGCCUGCUCCAAGCCACAUCAGCCCUGCACGGUUUGUGCCACCUCCCUGUCUUCUCAUGGAUGGUGUCCAGAUGCCACCAGGAACUGUUGCUGCAGAAUGGGGAGUUCCCAACAACCAGCACAGACAUGUACCUCUUGAUCCUACAGCAUUUCCUGCUGCACGCCUCCCCCCCAGAUUCCUACCCCCUCGGUCUGGGACCUCGGCUCCUUCAAAGCCGGCUCUCCACCCUGCUGCACCUUGGCCACCUGGCUCUCCGGGGCCUGGCCCUGAGCUGCUAUGUGUUCUCAGUCCAGCAGCUCCAGGCAGCACAGGUUGACUCUGAGGACAUUGCUCUUGGCUUCCUGGUACGUGCACAAAGCGUUGUGCCCGGGAGCAAGGCACCCCUGGAAUUCCUGCACAUUACCUUCCAGUGCUUUUUUGCCGCGUUCUACCUGGCAGUCAGUGCGGACACAGCGGCAGCCUCCCUCAGGCACCUCUUCGGCUGUGGCCGGCUGGGCAGCUCACUGCUGGUUAGGCUGCUGCCCACUCUGUGUAUCCAGGGCUCCAGAGUCAAGAAGGGCAGCGAAGUGGCUCUCCUACAGAAAGCUGAGCCACACAACUUGCAGAUCACAGCAGCCUUCCUAGCGGGCCUGUUAUCCAAGGAGCAUCGGGACCUGCUGGUUGCAUGCCAGAUCCCUAAGAGGGUGCUACUCCAGCGCCACGCAUGUGCCCGCUCAUGUCUGGCCCAAAGCCUUCGGGAACACUUCCACAACAUCCCACCUGCUGUGCCCGGUGAGGCCAAAAGCAUGCAUGCCAUGCCUGGCUUCAUUUGGCUUAUCCGGUGCUUGUAUGAGAUGCAGGAGGAGCAGUUGGCACAGGAGGCUGUGCGUCGCUUGGACAUUGGGCACCUGAAGUUAACAUUUUGCAGAGUGGGCCCUGCAGAGUGUGCUGCUCUGGCCUUUGUGCUGCGGCACCUCCAGCGGCCUGUGGCCCUGCAGCUGGACCACAACUCUGUUGGAGAUGUUGGCGUGGAGCAGCUGCUGCCCUGCCUUGGUGUCUGCACAGCACUGUAUUUGCGAGAUAACAACAUCUCAGACCGAGGUCUCUGCACACUGAUCGAGUAUGCUCUUCACUGUGAGCAGCUGCAGAAGCUCGCUCUCUUCAACAACAAGCUCACGGACGGCUCUGCCUACUCCAUGGCCAAGCUCCUCGCACGCAGGCAGAACUUCUUGUCACUGAGGGUGGGCAACAAUCACAUCACGGGUGCUGGAGCCCAGGUGCUGGCCCAGGGACUCAAGAACAACACCUCUCUGAAGUUCCUGGGGUUCUGGGGCAACAGUGUGGGCGAUAAGGGUGCCCAAGCUCUAGCCGAAGCUGUGGCUGAUCACCAGAGUAUGACGUGGCUCAGCCUGGUGGGGAACAACAUUGGCAGCAAGGGUGCCCAGGCCCUAGCACUGAUGCUAGAGAGGAACAAGGCACUGGAGGAGCUCUGCCUGGAGGAAAACCAUAUCUGUGACGAAGGGGUGUGUUCUCUUGCAGAAGGACUGAAGAGAAAUUCAAGUUUAAAAAUCUUGAAGCUGUCCAACAAUGGCAUUACUUACCGGGGUGCAGAAGCCCUCCUGCAGGCCCUCAGCAGGAAUAGUACCAUUCUGGAAGUUUGGCUCCGAGGGAACACCUUCUCCCUGGAGGAAGUCGAAGCACUCAGCUCCAGUGACAGCAGAUUCCUGCUAUGACCUCUGAGCCUUGGAGGCGUGGACUCUGGAGGCUGAAGAGCUCCAGGCAACAUCCCCGUGCUACUCAGGGCUGGACUUUUCUCCUGGGAGCACUAUAGUCACCUUCUGAUAGCAGAAAAAGAUGCUCCAGUGCCCUCCAGAACUGACUUCUCCCAAGGGUGCAUGAUGGUUCGCCUUAGUUAACUGAACUGGAUUAAGAGACACGUGGGACGAGAGGACCACACUUCCGUGGGGUGUCUAGAGAGGAUCAUCAUGUAGGACAGCGGCUGAGAGGGGAAGGAACCUGACUGAAUGGGGGUAACACAAUCCACUGGGCACCCCGUGGGAGGAAGCUGAAGGAGGAGCACGUACUUGCAUCCGUGAGCCCCUCUUCUUCCCAAGUGAGGCUGCCAUCGCCUUUGCACAGAAGAUUCCGGCUUCUUUGGCUUUCAACACGGACCCAUCACCAGCAUCACUUCAGGGAGCUUCCAGGCUUCGAGUUGGAUGGAACUGCUGAAGUGUCCAGUCUCUUCCUUGGCCAGGGCAGUGACCAGAUUCUCUGCCUCUCCAGGCGGCUGUUGUUGGACUACCCAGCCCCAAUGGAUGACUCUAAGCAUGAGAUGAACCCAAGAGGAUCCCUCCGACAGUAUGUGGCCAGCCUCUAGCGGAACGGCCAGCGUUCUAACAGGGGUCAGUCAGGACCAUGGAUGUCAACUCGGCCUGUUGGUAUGGAGACCUAGACACCCCCCUCCUCUUCUCUCUCUCUCGGAGAGGAAUAUUCAGGAAACAGCUCUUAGCUAUGCCUGGACUCUGCUCACACUCUAAGGCCAUCCCACUCCGGUCCCGUCCCUCACUGCAUGAGGCCCAAUGGGACCUCAACCCAGACGGCAGACACAACACCUAUCCUGCUCCCCUUUCUUAACGCAAACAACAGCCAUUUGCCCCCACCCCCACUCCCAUGAUAUUCUAGAUUUACAGGAAAAAACAUGGCCAUACCCCAGCUGGGAUCACAGGUGGACUUUGGUUUCCAGUAGCAUCAAUUACUCUGUAGCCGCUGCCGCGCCUUUGGAGUCAGUUCCUGUCCCAGCUGCAGCUGUUUAGAGCUAAUCUGGGCCAGAAUUUCAAGCAGCUCCAGCAGGGCCUCGAGCUGGUGCCUGUGGACUGAGCGCUGACAAUGGACUUCUGAAACAUCCCUAACAGGCAGCCCCAUUUGAUCUGUGACAGAUGCUUUAGGAUGUAGAGUCAGGGGUUGGAGGUUUGCAGGGGACGAAACCUGGCCCCGCCUUUUUUUUUUUCUAGGCAAGGUCUUUUUGUGUUUUUUUUUUUUCAAAACAUCACCUUUGUAAUUUGUUAACUGUACCGAUUUACUGCCUUCCAUAUCAUUACGCGUGAAAACAGGUGAAUAUUUAUGAACUGCAUGGUUUUAUUUUUAUGCUGGUAUUUUUAUAGAAAAUGUGAUCAUGAACUUUCUGCUAUAAAUAACC